Molecule: messenger RNA, 1120 nt
Organism: Argentina anserina (silverweed cinquefoil)
Lineage: Eukaryota; Viridiplantae; Streptophyta; Magnoliopsida; Rosales; Rosaceae
Product: thioredoxin-like 2, chloroplastic
Exons: 4
Coding region: 258-914 (218 amino acids)
Biological process (GO): cell redox homeostasis
Cellular component (GO): chloroplast
Source: RefSeq, a predicted model, not a curated record
AUCCAAUUGGCCCCAACAAUAUAAGCCUUUGUUACUGCAAACACAAAAAACUGAAAAAGAAACCCGGUCACUUUGGUACGAUCUGGUUCACACACAUAUGACAUAUUCAUGGGCCACCAGUAGAUACUAUUUACCCUUCUUCUGCAUCCUCCUCUCUUUCUCUCUCUCUCUGACCCUCCCUCGUGUAACUUUACCCUUUUCUCUCUUAUUCAAAAACCCCCUAACAGAAUAUCCCAUCUAUCUUCAUCUGAGUUUAAAUGGCUGAUGUUGUUCGAUUACAAUUCCAUUCGCUUCGGUUCUCUUCCUCUCUGAAUUCUCUGCAGCCUUGUCUCUUUGUUAACCAAAACCCAUUUAGGAGGGCCUAUGCUCUCUCCGAUUCUUCCCUUGCUCGAUUUGCUUACAGACCCAGAAAGCAGUUGGUUCAUUUCAAGGUACAGGCCGCUGUUGCUGAAACAGGCCAGCCAAAAUGGUGGGAACGAAGUGUUCCGAAUAUGAUUGACAUACAUUCCACUCAAGAAUUUUUGAGUGCUUUAGCUCAAGCUGGAGAUAGAUUAGUUAUUGUAGAAUUCUACGGCACUUGGUGUGGUUCUUGCCGUGCAUUAUUUCCCAAGCUCUGCAGAAUAGCUGAGGAUCACCCUGAGAUUCUAUUCCUGAAAGUGAAUUUUGAUGAGAAUAAGCCAAUGUGCAAGAGUAUGAACGUGAAGGUCCUUCCCUAUUUCCAUUUUUACCGUGGAUCUGAGGGGCAGCUGGAAUCCUUUUCAUGUUCACUAGCUAAGUUCCAGAAAAUAAAGGAUGCUAUUCAAUUACACAACACUGAUCGUUGCAGUAUUGGCCCUCCAAAGGGGGUUGGAGAUCUUACACUGCAACCUUCCUUGGUUCAGAAGGACAGACCCUCUGAAUCUGCUUCAGUGUAGAACUUCAACUUGAGCGAUUGUGUUAAAGGGCCAUGCAUCAACCCCAGCAUAGUCAAGACACUGCUAUUCUGUAUAUUUCCUUCUCUGUAGAAUCCCAUAUGUUGUCAUUCAGCCACAUUCUUUGUCAUUCUUCUUCUGAAAGCCAUGUAUGUAUUUCAAAUUCAGUGUACAACCAAUUCCAGGUUCUCUAUAUAAUGAGUUAUUUA